Molecule: messenger RNA, 1490 nt
Organism: Pungitius pungitius (ninespine stickleback)
Lineage: Eukaryota; Metazoa; Chordata; Actinopteri; Perciformes; Gasterosteidae
Gene: snf8
Product: SNF8 subunit of ESCRT-II
Exons: 8
Coding region: 493-1269 (258 amino acids)
Biological process (GO): protein transport to vacuole involved in ubiquitin-dependent protein catabolic process via the multivesicular body sorting pathway
Cellular component (GO): ESCRT II complex
Source: RefSeq, a predicted model, not a curated record
GGAUCAUAAUUCCUUUUCAAACAUGGACUGUUUAUUUAAUCCUUCUGUUCGUACUACUAAUGAUUUGUGAUAUAACCUUAAUUGUUGCAGUUCCACCACUGGUCGCCUAUAUUCGUCAGGACACCAGGGGGCGGUAUAACAAAGUAUUGCUCUCCUCAACCAGGAAGUAGUUCACUUCCGUUCUAUCAAAAUGGAAACAGUUUCCCAAACUUAGCUUUAUAGCAUAUUUAACAGCAAUGUAUAGGGCAAUGUUCACUUCAAUUGUUUGAUGUAAUAACGAGCCGCUCACGUAAAAGCUAAUGAUUCCGUAGACUUGCUCAUCGAGGUGACAAUCGUGAACUAACUUGCUGUGAACAGAACCGGAAACGUCCUCACAGCUAACGUUAGCUCAGCUACAAGCUAACGUUAUAUCUAAUUUCCUGACAUUAUUCUGCAUUAAAGACACUCGUAGUGUAUUUUCCGUGUUUAACGCCGGUAGCAGACGUCAUCAGAAUGCACCGGAGAGGAGUCGGUGCGGGCGCUAUUGCCAAAAAGAAGCUCGCAGAGGCCAAAUACAAAGAAAGAGGGAAUGUUCUUGCAGAGGACCAAAUUGUUCAAAUGUCAAAGCAGUUGGAGACCUUCAAGUCCAACCUGGAGGAGUUCGCCAGCAAACAUAAGCAAGAAAUCCGAAAGAACUCCCAGUUCAGGGUUCAGUUUCAGGAGAUGUGCUCCACUAUUGGUGUCGACCCGCUCGCCUCCGGCAAAGGGUUCUGGUCCGAGAUGCUUGGCGUCGGUGACUUCUAUUACGAGCUCGGCGUUCAAAUUAUUGAAGUGUGUUUAGCCCUGAAACACAGAAAUGGAGGGCUCAUUACUUUGGAUGAACUCCAUCACAGGGUGCUGAAGGGAAGAGGCAAAUACGCUCAGGACGUAAGCCAAGACGACUUGAUGAGAGCCAUAAAGAAGCUAAAGGUGAUGGGGAACGGCUUUGGGAUGAUUCCGGUCGGAGGCUCCUAUUUGGUGCAGUCGGUCCCAGCUGAGCUCAACAUGGAUCACACCGUAGUUCUGCAGCUGGCCGAGAAAAAAGGCUACGUGACGGUGAGUGAGAUCAAGGACAGUCUGAAGUGGGAGAAGGAACGAGCCUGUCACGUCUUGGACCACCUGCUGAAAGAAGGCCUGGCCUGGCUGGACUCUCAGGCCGCUGAGGAGGCGCAGUACUGGCUGCCCGCCCUCUUCGCCGAGCUGACCUCCCGUGACGUCACACCGGAGGAGGCCAAUCAGAUGGCGCCUUGAAAUUGUUGCUAAUGUUGUGAAAGCGAUCGCGAGCCCGGUGACACGGGGCGCCGAGGAGGAGCAAGCGUCUCCUAGGCAACGGGUGCGGUCACAUAACUUUCGGACACUGGGAGUCCCGCCACUGGUGUUUCGCCUUUCAGGUGGUUACGCAUCAACGUACAGAUAAACGUGUGGUUUUUUUUCAUAUAACUUAUAAAUAAAUAACUUUCCUCUGCUCCCUU